AUGGAUUUGGGCAGUGUUUGCAGAGCUUGGAUUGUGUGGGUGUUGUUGUCCGGGACCCUGAGCCUGGGUUGUGAGAGGCUGCAGUUACUGCAAGAUCUCAAUAUGGACACUCUGGGCAAACUGAAUGAAAUGGGCGGCCCCUUUCCGUGGCAUUGUGUCAGAGAGAAGGUCCCGUUGAAAACACAGCCCUUGAAACUGGUGAACCUUGCAAAUGGGUUGUCGGCUCUGAAGAAGAUCCAGAUUGUCCUUCAAACACUGAGGCAAACCAGCGAGAUCUACAGCGAGGAUACGGGCUCGGCCCCGUGGCCCCGCGAAGAGGUGGAAAGCUUCCGGCUUCUACUGCAUCGGCAGAUCAGAGAGCUGGAGGAAUGCGCAUGGAAACGGGCGCCGGAGUCUCAGCAAAAGAGAAACAUUGCUGUUCACAAAUACUUUCGAAAACUGCGACGCUUUCGGAAACAUCAGAACUUUGGCGACUGUGCCUGGGAAAUGAUCCGCGCCGAGACAAGAGCCCAUUUACAGCAGAUCCUUCUCAUAACGGCAAACAUGAGGAGCUAA
Messenger RNA from Leucoraja erinaceus (little skate), 555 nucleotides. RefSeq names its product interferon alpha-10-like. Gene Ontology annotation, molecular function: cytokine receptor binding. Gene Ontology annotation, cellular component: extracellular region. Gene Ontology annotation, biological process: defense response. The transcript has 4 exons. The record is from RefSeq and is a predicted model, not a curated record. Bases 1 to 555 code for a protein of 184 amino acids. Lineage: Eukaryota; Metazoa; Chordata; Chondrichthyes; Rajiformes; Rajidae.